CUGCCAGUCCGGAACGGAUCACAGUCAAAACACAGCGCUUGUUUUGUUGGGACUCAUUUUAGCCGAACACCUGUUCUGCUGAGCUGAUGCAAGUUGAAUGAGGAGACAACCUGCUGUCAAAAGAAUAUAACGGUAUUUUCCAGACAGAAGAUGACUGAGUGUCAGGGAGACGGCGCAGGAGGGAUCACCCCAAUGGAGCUCUACCACAAACUGUCGGAACAAGGGGACAAUGUCCGAGCUCUGAAAUCAGAUAAAGCUCCUAAAGCUGACGUUGAUGCUGCUGUGCAGCUGCUACUGCAGCUAAAGCUGGACUACAAACUGCUGACAGGCAAUGACUACAAACAGGGCAGCCCUCCCACUGAGGCCUCAGUCACCCAGGACAAUGGGCCCCAGGAGGACGGGGAGGACCAAGUGGACCCCUGGAAUGUCACUACCAGCAAUGCCAAGGGAGUGGACUACGACAAGCUCAUAGUGCGGUUCGGCAGCAGUAAGGUUGACCAGGAGCUGGUGGACAGGAUUGAGAAAGUCUCGGGGCAGAGAGCUCACCGCUUCCUACGCAGAGGCAUCUUUUUCUCACACAGAGACAUGCACCAGGUGCUGGACGCUUAUGAGAAGCAGAAGUCUUUCUACCUGUAUACAGGAAGAGGCCCCUCCUCAGAGGCCUUGCACAUGGGGCACCUCAUCCCCUUCAUCUUCACCAAGUGGCUGCAGGAUGCGUUUGACAUCCCCCUGGUGAUCCAGUUGACGGAUGAUGAGAAGUACCUGUGGAAGGACUUAUCUCUGGAGGACUGCCACCGGUACGCAGUGGAGAAUGCCAAGGACAUCAUUGCCUGCGGCUUCGACGUUGACAAAACAUUCAUAUUCUCUGACCUUGACUACAUGGGGGCAUCUCCAGACUUCUACAGAAACGUGGUCAAGAUCCAAAAACACGUCACGUUCAACCAGGUCAAAGGGAUCUUCGGUUUUACAGACAGCGAUUGCAUUGGAAAGAUUAGCUUCCCUGCCAUCCAGGCUGCUCCAUCCUUCAGCAACUCUUUCCCUCAGAUCUUCAAAGGCAGGAAAGACGUCCAGUGUCUCAUCCCUUGUGCUAUUGAUCAGGACCCCUACUUCAGGAUGACCCGUGACGUGGCUCCCAGGAUCGGGUACCCCAAGCCGGCGCUGCUCCACUCCACCUUCUUCCCCGCGCUUCAGGGAGCUCAGACCAAGAUGUCGGCCAGUGACGCCAACUCCUCCAUCUUCCUCACAGACACACCCAAGCAGAUCAAGAACAAGGUGAACAAGCAUGCUUUCUCGGGGGGACGGGACACAGUGGAAGACCACAGGAAGUUUGGAGGGAACCCGGACGUAGAUGUUUCCUUCAUGUACCUCACUUUCUUCCUGGAGGACGACGAACAGCUGGAGAAGAUCCGACAGGACUACACCAGUGGAGCUUUGCUAACAGGGGAGUUGAAGAAGAUACUGAUUGAGACACUGCAGCCAAUGAUUACUGCUCACCAGGAGAGGCGUAAACAGGUCACAGAGGAGACAGUGAGAAAGUUCAUGACACCCAGACCUCUAAACUUCCAAUAUUAACCUCUGGCUAUCCUGUUAAUCAUCUGCUAAAUGCCUGUGCUUUUAGAAGAAGCUAAGUUAAUCUGCGUAAGGGUCUGUUUUACCUCAGACGGUCACUUCCUGUUUGGCCAGGAAGUCUGAAAGGACUGAUCCCAACACUGAAUGAAGCUGCAUGUCCAACUCGGCUCGCCUUUACAUCACAUGCUGACCACAACAGGGACAGGAUGAUGCCAGAUAAUGGCUAAUGUGUUGCUGUAUACAGAUUUGCCAACUGCAGCUCAUUGUCACUGCAGUAUCUGGAAUGGAAACAUUUCAGCUCAACAAAGCAUGGGAAGAAAAACAACACUUUUGUGAAUAAAACAAUAAUGUCUGGUCUUGUGAUUGCAGUUUUUUAUCAAAU
Messenger RNA from Osmerus eperlanus (European smelt), 1951 nucleotides. Its product is annotated as tryptophan--tRNA ligase, cytoplasmic-like. Gene Ontology annotation, cellular component: cytoplasm. Gene Ontology annotation, biological process: tryptophanyl-tRNA aminoacylation. Bases 151 to 1572 code for a protein of 473 amino acids. NCBI's taxonomy places the organism in Eukaryota, Metazoa, Chordata, Actinopteri, Osmeriformes, Osmeridae. The transcript is spliced from 11 exons. The record is from RefSeq and is a predicted model, not a curated record. Gene Ontology annotation, molecular function: tryptophan-tRNA ligase activity; ATP binding.